GCUCCGCUCCUCCCGUUCCCGGGCGCGGCUUGCUGGCUCUCUCCGCCUCUCGGGCAAGAUGGCAGCGGCGGCGGCGGCGGUGGGCAGAGCCGGGCUGGGCUUCCUGCGGGGGCUUCGGCUUCCCUGCCCGGCCGGGCUCAGGGGGCUGCGCUCAGCAGGGGGGGGUCUUCGGCAGCAGGAAUUCACCUCCCUGGAAGAGAAGCCCCAGUUCCCGGGAGCCUCGGCCGUCUUUAUCGACAAGCUGGAAUUCAUCCAACCCAACGUCAUUUCGGGGAUCCCCAUCUAUCGAGUCAUGGACCGGCAGGGACAGAUAGUCAACCCCAGUGAGGAUCCACAGAUAUCCCAGGAGGAAGUGCUGAAAUUCUACAAGAGUAUGACGUUGCUCAACACCAUGGAUCGCAUCCUAUAUGAGUCCCAGAGACAGGGACGCAUUUCCUUUUAUAUGACCAACUAUGGGGAAGAAGGCACCCACGUGGGCAGCAUCGCAGCUCUGGAUGACGCUGACCUGGUCUUCGGACAGUAUCGGGAAGCAGGCGUCCUGAUGCACAGGGGCUACCCUCUGGACCUGUUUAUGGCCCAGUGCUACGGCAACGCCAGCGAUCCCGGGAAAGGCCGCCAGAUGCCGGUGCAUUACGGCUGCAAGGACUUGAACUUCGUCACCAUCUCCUCCCCGCUGGCCACCCAGAUCCCACAAGCGGUGGGGGCCGCCUACGCCUUCAAGCGGACGAACACCAACCGCGUUGUCAUCUGCUACUUCGGCGAAGGGACGUCCAGCGAGGGGGAUGCCCACGCGGGCUUCAAUUUUGCGGCCACCCUCGAGUGCCCGGUGAUAUUUUUCUGCCGGAACAACGGCUACGCCAUCUCCACGCCGACCUCCGAACAAUACCGGGGCGAUGGAAUCGCCGCCCGGGGUCCCGGUUACGGCAUCCAGUCUAUCCGAGUGGAUGGCAACGACGUCUUUGCGGUGUUUAACGCCACCAAGGAGGCCCGGCGCCGGGCCAUUGCCGAGAACCAGCCGUUCCUCAUUGAAGCCAUGACCUACAGGAUUGGGCACCACAGCACAAGCGACGACAGCUCAGCCUACCGCUCCGUGGACGAAGUCAAUUAUUGGGACAAGCAAGAUCAUCCCAUCUCCCGACUCCGUCACUACAUGACGAGCCGGAAUUGGUGGGACGAGGAGCAGGAGAAGAGCUGGAGGAAGAAAUCGCGCAAACGGGUGAUGGAGGCCCUCGAGGAGGCCGAGCGGAAGCUGAAGCCGAAACCUCAGCUCCUCUUCUCCGACGUCUACAGUGAGAUGCCCUGGCACAUCGCCAAACAGCAGACGUCCUUGGAGCGUCAUCUGAAACAAUAUGGAGAACAUUACCCUCUGGAUCACUUCGAGAAGUGAAUCUCGAAGCCUAGCGGGACAUCCUCCUUACGUCCCCUUCCUCCCAACCACGAAGGCUGGCGCUCCCCACCCUCCAGGGUGCCAGAUCGCCCUGUUGGCAUCUCCAGCACCCAUCCCCGGUCGCCCCCCAAAAUCUCUCUCGUUGUGGGGAUGGCAACCCCAGCUUUCCAUCCACCCAUCAAUCCGUCCAUCCUUCGUUUUUGCUUUCGGCUGGAGUCUUGGCAUCCCUCCAAGGUUUUUCUUACGAAAGGGGCGCCUUGCUUUCUGUCAUUCGACGGCCUUUCGUUUUUCUUUUCCUUUUAAAGGCCAGCCCAAAAGAAGAGAGUGUGACACACACACCCCAUUCAGGGGCUUGGUGGGGGCAAGAGACUUAAGUGGGGAUUGGGAACCCCCACAGUUAAAAGGAGUUUUAAUGCAUUGCUAGGUGCAUUUCUGUACAUACGGCUAUCGCUACUUCAUUCUAACACUGUCAAGUGUUUAAUUUAGAACUGGGGUGGGUGAGUGGGAUCCUUUCGGCCUGCUUUGAUCUUCGAAGACUUCGCCUUGAAUUUGCUUUCUGGAUCAAGCGACGCUUCCUCUCCUUCUGGGUUCUUGGAAAAUAUAGAGCUGGGCUGGCGCUAUUUGGGGUCAGAGAGAUAGUCUGGUAUAGGGGCACCACCUGGCACUCUGUUUCUUGAGCGACGUAUUCAUCUUUUUAUGAUUCACCCCUCGUCACCCUAGCUGUCAAUUUUUGAUUGUCACUGUCUUCUUUUAAGAAAAGUUCCAAUUUUUAAAGCAAAGGGGAGUUUCUUCCUUGUAGCUACUACUUUUGCAAUAGUCAGAGGGCCUAACGACAGUAACUGUGGUUAGGGGUUUUUACCGGAGGGUGGUGGGAACCGAGCUUUAGAAAUUUAACAUUCAAGGAUUGAAUAAUCUUGAAUGAUCCGACGAGGGUGUUUGUUUUUUGGGGGUUUUUUUGCACAAAAAGGUGGGAAAAGCCACAGAUACUUUCUUUAAAAGCACAGAAAUCUCCCAGCUCAAUGGUGAUGGACUGCAGUUGCCUUAAAUUUUCUGCUUUCUAGCCUUUCUUGAGUUUUGACACGUUCCCACCUUCCUCGCUGCUCAGCCCUCAAAUUCAGCGAGCAAAUUGGGUGUCGCCUUGAGCGACCCGCUGUGGGAAAGGGUUAAAUUUAUCCUAUUGCUCUCUGGAAGGGAAUGAAUCUCUCUUUAGGAAAAUCCCUAGAGGGGGCUGAAGGCUUGAAGUGAGGUGCCCCCACCCCAUAGGGGUGGUAUUUACUUACUUUCCCUACUGGGUUGCAAAUAUGAGCACAUGGGCAUUUCGUAUGUGCGCCCGGCCUCAAAAACGUGCCCAGAUAGGAUAGCAUAGAGCCGACAAUUUCCAUUCCUGAUUCGGGUCAAUUGGUCCGAACCGGAUAAAUACCCACCUCUGCCACUCCCCCCAUGUUCCACCGUGGAAACAGACACGAUAAAUUUAUUUCUUUGCCAGGGCACGGAAAUCGGCCUCGAAUGAGGUGCCGGCUAAUUUAUCAAAACGCUUAAAGGGGUGUUUUACUUAGAAAACAGUUGCCCGACAGUUGUGGGUUUUCUUUGGGAGGGAAAUGGCUUAGAGCAAGGGGGGGAAGAAGGCCGGAAAACUUUGCACCCGGGGGGGAGGGGGCUUUAGAAAUGAAAAAGUUUGGGGUUGCGAGAACGAGACACAGGGAUCCGAGUUCGAACAUCUUCUUGUGGACGGUUUGGUGCAUAAUUUUUUUUUUCCCGGCGCCUUCCCAACGUGGAAUUCACGCUGUUCUGUUACUCUUACACAAAAGCGGUUACGACUGAAAAUAACGAUUAUUAGUGGGUUAAAGGGAAUAACGGGUAGAGAUGGCAGCCUAUCUAAUCGCACAUAUGGGGCAAGUUGGAAAAUCAAUAAAUAUUUUUUUGGGCCAACGGUG
Molecule: messenger RNA, 3321 nt
Organism: Ahaetulla prasina
Lineage: Eukaryota; Metazoa; Chordata; Lepidosauria; Squamata; Colubridae
Gene: BCKDHA
Product: branched chain keto acid dehydrogenase E1 subunit alpha
Exons: 9
Coding region: 59-1387 (442 amino acids)
Biological process (GO): branched-chain amino acid catabolic process
Molecular function (GO): oxidoreductase activity, acting on the aldehyde or oxo group of donors, disulfide as acceptor
Source: RefSeq, a predicted model, not a curated record